Morus notabilis is the source of this 715-nucleotide messenger RNA. RefSeq names its product NAD(P)H-quinone oxidoreductase subunit O, chloroplastic. Gene Ontology annotation, molecular function: oxidoreductase activity, acting on NAD(P)H, quinone or similar compound as acceptor. The coding region runs from base 42 to 536 and encodes 164 amino acids. The record is from RefSeq and is a predicted model, not a curated record. The transcript has 6 exons. Gene Ontology annotation, cellular component: plasma membrane. NCBI's taxonomy places the organism in Eukaryota, Viridiplantae, Streptophyta, Magnoliopsida, Rosales, Moraceae.
ACAACAAAAAACAACUAUACACCAACAAACAUCCAUCUCUCAUGGCCUUCUCUGCCACUCUCUCAUCACAUUUACAAAGCUCCUUCCGGCGAUUUUCUCACUUCUCCCAAACUUCAAGAAGAAACCCGAUUCGUCUUCGGUCGAUUAGAGCUGUAAAAUCUGCAGAGCCAGAAAAGGAGAAGAAGGCUACAGAGGCCAAAACUCAAGACUCCUCCAAUGCUCAACCUUCUUCACCUCCUAAGCCUGCUCCUUCUAAGCUUCUCAAAAAGCCCGUAUAUUCAAUGAAGAAAGGUCAAAUUGUGAGGGUGGAUAAAGAGAAGUAUCUGAAUAGUAUAAAUUAUUUAUCUGUUGGGCACCCUCCUUACUACAAAGGCCUGGACUAUAUCUAUGAAGACCGCGGCGAGGUCUUGGAUUUACGCAUUUUCGAGACAGGAGAGCAUGCACUGGUUGCAUGGGUUGGUAUUCCAACAGCGCCGGCUUGGCUUCCAACUGAUAUGCUUAUUAAGUCGGAGAAACUCGAUUAUGAGAGAUUGUGAAAUAGGAAGCUCAAUCCUCUUGUGAUUGAUUCCAUUGGAGGAAAAGUUUUUCCUCCAAGUACCGAGUAUAUCCAAGACCCUAAGGCGUUUUGGCAAGAUGGGUUUUAUUCCUUUAAGUGGCAAAUAUCAUUCUAUACCAUGAACUAGAAAUCAUGAAAUGUAGUUUAUAAAACUUACAA